This is a messenger RNA of Lepus europaeus (European hare), 282 nucleotides long. It is a transcript of the gene C17H10orf53, whose product is annotated as chromosome 17 C10orf53 homolog. NCBI's taxonomy places the organism in Eukaryota, Metazoa, Chordata, Mammalia, Lagomorpha, Leporidae. Bases 1 to 282 code for a protein of 93 amino acids. The record is from RefSeq and is a predicted model, not a curated record. The transcript has 3 exons.
AUGCCCAAGAAAGCGGUGGUCACCAUACGCUACGGGCCCUACAGCGCGGUGGGCCUGGCCGUGGAGCACCGCACCUUCCGCCUGGAGGGCAUGCAAGCUGUGUUGAAGAAGGACGGGCAUGAGGUCGCCCUGGAGAAGAUAGAAGACUGGGACGUGGUGGAGCUGCUGGUGAACGGGGACGUUGUCUUCCACUGCAACAUUAAGGACCUGGAAUUCGGAGGCGACGGUAAACUCGACCCGCUGUGCGAAGAGGCGAGGGUAGCCGUGCUGAAUGCCUACUGA